This is a messenger RNA of Telopea speciosissima, 2092 nucleotides long. RefSeq names its product nuclear pore complex protein NUP58. Bases 176 to 1645 code for a protein of 489 amino acids. Gene Ontology annotation, cellular component: nuclear pore. Lineage: Eukaryota; Viridiplantae; Streptophyta; Magnoliopsida; Proteales; Proteaceae. Gene Ontology annotation, biological process: nucleocytoplasmic transport. The record is from RefSeq and is a predicted model, not a curated record. Gene Ontology annotation, molecular function: structural constituent of nuclear pore. The transcript is spliced from 6 exons.
GAAAGUAUUUUUCCCACCCGUUUAGGGUUUAAAGGAGGGCUUUUCAUAAAAAUUUAGUUUUUCCGACGGCCAAAGGUUGGAGGGAGUGCUUUACUUUCUCUGAGAGCCUGGAUUGGGUCUUGGAAUGCCUGCAAAGAGCGAGGAGAGAAAUCACUGAGGAAGAAGAAUAGCUAAAAUGUCGUUCCUACCCUUCUCCACACCUCAGCAGUUAUUCCAACUCCAAACUCAGCCACAGCAACAGCAGCAGCAGCUUCAACUGGGUAGCCCAUUUCUUCAACAGCAGCAGCAACAACAGCAACAACAGCAACAACAACAACAACAACAACAACAACAACAGCAGCAGCAGUUCUAUCUCUUCACCAAAGAUAAAGCUCCGGCGACCUACGGUACCAAAUGGGCCGAUCUUCAUCCCGACUCCCAGAAAAUUCUCCUCCAGAUCGAGGAGAAGAUAUUGGAGUACAGAGAUGAAAGCCAGAGGCUAGAUCAGUGUAACCGCCUGUAUGACUCUUCGAUAUCCAGUGACGGAUUUGAGGUUGAUUCCAGUCAUAUAUUGCUGGAACUUGGGGGAAUAAGCACUGCAAUGGAAAGAGAGAAAGCUCUUUUGCAAGAGCUGAUGGCUGUUGUGAAAGGCACAAUGAGAAACACAGAGUUCGCAGUUCGUUCAUUUAUGAUGCUCCGACCUAGGUUCCUUCACCCAAAUGUUGGAGUUGCUUCAAUUGCUACUGGCCCAGCUCAAGCUCCAGGAGCAUUGGCAGCUCCAAAUUUAGCGAGUCAACCAAUGUCUACCUCAAUAGUACCAAUUUUAGAUUUCUACAGCGGGGUUCCAAGAAGACCAUCUCCAUUUUUGCAGGACACAAUUGCCAGAUUUGAGAAAUAUCUUGGUGAGUGCCGUCAAUGGAUUGAAGAGUUAGAGCAGCUGCUUCUGUCUGAUGCUGGUGGGAAUUCUUCCGGCUUAGACUCAUCUUUAUUGCAGUCUCUACCUAAAGUUUUGUCCAAUGUGCAUGAUUUCUUUGUUCAUGUGGCUGCCAAGGUGGAGAGCCUUCAUCAGUACAUUGAGUCCAUGAAAAUGGCUUAUCUUACUGACCAGCGACGCCGCGGUGAUGGGAAUGAUCCAUUUCUUGAGGCUGAUCGGCGAGAAACAGCCAAACAAGAAGCUGCUGCUAAGAGAGUUCAUCCAACAUUGCACUUACCGGCUAUUACACAGCCAUCUACUCACGUUGCAGGUUUAUUUGCAAGUUCUGCAACGCUUGGGGCAUCAAGUGCCUCACAGCUGUCUGCUGGGACCUCAUCAGCUUCAGCUGGGGGUGGAUUCUCACUUACACCAUUUUCUGCUCCAUCUGUUGCCACAUCUUCGUCUUUACUGUUCACUCCAUCAGCAGCUGCUCCUGGAUCAUCGCUGUUUGGACCUUCCACUGCUACCCCCCAAACAUCAGUUUUUGGGUCUGCAUCAGGAUCUUUGUUUGGGUCCACCCCAAGUCCAUUGUUUGGCACCGGUGCUUCAACAUUUGGUUCAACCACUCCUGCUGGGAGUUCCCUCUUCGCAACACCAUCCUUUGCUUCAGCAGGUCCUGCAACAGGAUCCGGUGCAAGCUUUGGGACUGCAUCUAGAUCCACAAAACCGAAAUCCCGAACUACACGCCGCUAGGUAAAAAUCAAAGAGUUAUCAAAUCCAGAGGCGGCUGAAGAACCAGUCUCUACACCUUUAAAGCAGAGGCAGAUGAAGAGCCCAUCCAUGCUCUGGAAAUCAGUAAACAUAUCAUGGCAACCAUCAUCAAUGUUAUUGAUCUUAAAAGCAGCUCAUCACUCCUAGGUGAUUGUCAUUGCAAAAUUCGGUUUUUUUUUUUGUCUCCAACAGCUCAAUUUAGUUCUUGAUCAACUCUGCAGCCACUCUAGACUGACACAUAUAUUCCCAACCUUGUAUCUGAUUGGAUGUGCAAUGUUGAGGACCAUGCUGAUGUAAAGCUGUAGACUAGAAAUUGAGUAGACUAUUCAGGAUACAAAAUCUUGUGAUUUUCUGAGUGUCUUUCAGCAAUUGCGAUGUAAAAUAAACUCUCUGGUUUCCAUUAGUGCUAAUUUCAUCAUUGAUCUUUCC